AUGACUAGUACUGCUAAUGAGAGCCCAAGUAGAUUCGGGCAGAGUCCAUUUACGAUCGACCUACUGCGCCAAUUACAGGAGAGUAUCAUGCAGAGCCGUCUUCACAAUCCGCAACUAGUCAAUCAGUCCUCAUUCAAUCAAUCAACGCUACAGUUGAAUCAGUUGGCAACAGCAACGCUAAAUUUUAAAAAGGACUUUCCUUCACAUAAUUUUGACGCCUCAAUUAGAAGCAGUGGUGUCAGUGCUUCUUCCAAUACCAACCAUUCAACAUCUACGGAAAGUGGUGCAAACACUCCGAUAGAUGAAGGGGACCUCACAAAACCCCCCUAUUCCUACAUUGCCCUCAUUGCCAUGGCAAUUAAGAGUACCCCGGAAAAGAAAAUUACCCUUAACGGAAUCUACAAUUUCAUAAUGGAGAAUUUCCCCUACUAUCGAUUUCAUCGACAGGGAUGGCAGAAUUCAAUUCGUCACAACUUAAGCUUAAACGACUGCUUCGUCAAAUUAGGGAGGGAUAAAUCUCAACCUGGAAAAGGUAACUACUGGACAGUUACUGAUGGAGCUGAAGACAUGUUCGAACACGGAAACUACAGGAGACGAAAGCGUCGAUCUCGUAUCCAAGCACAUAAAUCCGAUGAUGCGAAAAAAAGGAUCCAGUCUUCUAUUAGGACGCCCACAGACUCCUUGAAUCAGUCAUCCUUAGUCCCUCCUCCACCUCCUUCUCAAGCCUAUCCGGUUCUCAUCCCCUUUUCCUUCUUCCCUCCACCCCUGGGAUUUCAUUCGCAAAAUCUCCAACAAAAUAUACCUUUUCCACUGCAAAACCAACCCUCUCAAUUGCCUUUUCCCAGAAUUUUAAAACAAACACCGUCCGAUCAAAUAUCACCACCUCCCAGUGAAACAGCUGAUCGUCCUGGAAAUAGCUUUACAAUAGCCUCCAUAAUUGGCUCUUCAUAG
Rodentolepis nana is the source of this 951-nucleotide messenger RNA. Lineage: Eukaryota; Metazoa; Platyhelminthes; Cestoda; Cyclophyllidea; Hymenolepididae. The record is from the annotation of a GenBank genome assembly.